Messenger RNA from Prorocentrum cordatum, 3171 nucleotides. NCBI's taxonomy places the organism in Eukaryota, Dinophyceae, Prorocentrales, Prorocentraceae. The record is from the annotation of a GenBank genome assembly.
ACGGAGAGCACGGACAGCGAGUCUGUGAGCAGCAGUUGGGAUCUCCUGCACACGAUGCCAGAGACAGGAGAACAAGCAGGCGCCGAUGGAGGUGGUCUGCAGUUUCGAGGUGAUGGUCGAAUGCCAGGGGUGAAGCUCACGGUCCUUAGCAAGGAGUUGGCGAGGAAUCCAAAUUCCUAUCGCGAGUGGCGGAAGGAGAUUGAGAUCAUCGAGAAGAUUUGCAAGGUGGCUCCAGCGGACCUCGGACCGUUGGUGUACCUCAGCCUGGAGAAGGGCGAUGGACAGCCAAGGGAGUUGGUCGAGACACUUGACCUAGACGUGCUUAGCAGCGAGGCCGGCCUGCGGAAGCUGAUGGAGAUUCUAGACGAGGAGUUCACCGAGAAGGACUACGAGCGUAGCGAGAAGCGCCUCAGGGCGUUCGAGAAGUGCCGCAGAGGCGUUGGAGAAGAUGUCGACGACUACAUCGCGAGGUUGAAGACGGCCAGGCGCAAUCUUGAGGUACACGACCCUGGCACCACGUACUCCGACACCUCAUUCGCAAGAAAGCUCUUGCGGAGCUCAGGGCUAUCACGAGAAGCCCAGCGGCAGGUACUAGCAGCAGCAGGCGCGGAGUGGAACUCGGAGAAGAUCGAAGCGACGAUCAAGAUGGUCUAUGGAGAUGUUCACCUAGACGAGAAGCGGCGUGUAGACAAGAGGAACGAGCACCCGAGCAAACACACGCAGUAUCGACAGUUCCCUCCACGGUUUGGACAGCCCACUGCGAAGUUUACUUCAGACGCCCUCGUGGCGGAGGAGGCGCCAGACAACCACCAGGAGGACGAGUGCGAGUACGGCGAUCAGGACUCGGACGCCAUGGGCGACGAAGAGGAGGUGGUGCUGGACGUGUUCUACCAGGGCUUCAAGGCGAAGAAGAAGCAGUUUGGCCGCGGCAAGGGACGCGGGAAGAACACCGCGAGUGGCGGCCGGGGAAAGAAGUCCGGAGUGUGCGACGACUGCCUUCAGCCAGGCCACUGGAAGGGCGACCCAGAGUGCCCGAAGGUGAUCGCGGGGAUUACGUCUCCGUUCAAGCCUGGCGGCAAGGGCGACGGCAAGAAGGGUUCUUCCUCGGCGAACGUGGCGGCAACGAUGGCUACGGACAGUACGGCGCACAUGGAGUUCAAGUGGUUGAACGACGGAGCGGAAGAAUUGCCAUCUCCCCAUCCGGGACCGGUGGAUGCCUUCGUGCUGGGUUCGCAGAAGGUCAAGGCGGAGGUGAAGCAAGAGAGCGACAACCUUGGGCUGGAUCCCAGGAGGCCUCCGACACCGGGCUCAGAGUUCGAAGACGACUCCUUCGAGAAGGACUCAGACGAAUCCGAGGGGGUCUACAAGAGCUGGACCGAGGAGCAGCUCAGUGCGGAGUUGGCAAGGUUCCAGUCUGAGAGGAUCCACAUCAGCGGCGACGACGUACGCUCGUUGGUCGAUCGGUACAGGGCGCGGCUGGACGAGUUCGUGGUGGACUUCACGAACCGCGCGCGCGACCACCACACGGGGUACGUGACCGACUGCGAGCUGGAGGUGUUCAGGAUCCUGACGGCGAAGCAGCUGCAGGAUAUACUCUUGAUGCUCGAGCAGCCUUACAGCGGCUCAAAGCAGGAGAGGAUCGAUAGGCUGAUAUCGUUCAUCACCGACCAGGUGGAGAAUCCCUGCGAGCACAAGAAUGCGGGCUCCGGCGAGAUCCUGGACAACGUACGCUGGACAAGCACAUCUACCUGGACGUUCGCGAUCUGCAAGAACUGCAACCGAUGCGUCCAGCGGAUCCCGAAGACGAACUACGCGAAGGAAAUCAGGGACAAGGCGUACAGCCGCGAGGACAAGAAGGACGCGCUCGUGGUCAAUGACGUGUUGUGGGACGACAUCGGCACGACGGAGCUCAUCAACGAUAGCGGGUGCAGACGCAGCGUCGCAGGUCACGAGUGGCACGACAACUUGCAGACCCACCUGAAGAGUUUGGGCCUCCAGCCGGUCAAGAAGGACAUCAAUGAGGAGUUCAGGUUCGGCGGCGGUGACGUGGCAGUCAGCACGGAGUCGUACGUCUAUCCUGCUGGGAUAAAUGGUACACACGGAGUCAUUGAGGUGGCUCGAGUGGAAGGACGAACGCCACCACUGCUAUCGCAGCAGGCGAUGCAGGAUCUAGGCGUGAUCGUCAAUUACCGCAAGAAGGUGAUGGACAUCGAGGAGGCCGGAGUGUUCAAGAAGCCGAUCAAACAAUCACGGUCGGGACAUUUCCUCGUAGACAUCGGAGAGUAUGGCAACCCGAACGAGUUCCCGGAGUGUUUCCAUAUCAAUGGCAAGAUGGACAUGACCCCACAGGAGGAGGCCGGCGAACUCGGGUUCAAGGACCUCUCGCGUGUUGGAGUCCUACAGCGAGGUAGGAAGAAUCGGUUGCAGAGGACCACGAGAGGAGUUGCGGAUGCGUUGGCUGCAGAGGCGAAGAGAUCCGUCCACAAGGACCCACCGACGGUGACGUCGAGAUCCAAGAGGUGGAAGUUCCUGGAGAUAUUAUCGUGGACGCUUGCUCUAUCGUGCGAGGCGGCGGCGCAAGGGUGGCAGGUCAUGCCGCCAAUUAGUAUCGAGACGGGCUUCGACCUCUACACACGUUCUGGGCGGGCACGAGCCUGGAGGGAGGUCGUCGACAACAAGCCGGACGUGGUGGCCAUGGCUUGGCCCUGUGACCCCUGGACGGCGAUGCGCAACUACCAGGCACACCGCCCGGCGUUCCAGAAGGAGUUGCAGGUGCGACAACAGCAGUCCCGUGGAGCGUUGAGGUUCGUGAAGAGGGUGGCUGACUACCAACGCAAGCGCGGAGCCUACUUCUACGGCGAGAACCCGCUCACAAGCAAGGCCUUCCAGGAGGAGCCGAUAGUGGAGCUGCUGAAGUCGCACGGCACGACGGUGGUGGACAUGUGCGCGUUCGGGCUCCGACAUCCAGACUCGGAUUUACCUAUUAAGAAGCCAUCACGAAUCAUCAUGUCCACACAGACGAUGGCGGACAAGCUCGAACGACGGUGCCCAGGACACCGACAACACGCUAAGAUCGAAGGGCGAUUGGCUAAGCAAAACAUGAGGACGAGCACGUACGCCGGCGGCUACACGAAGGAGUUCGCCGAGGCCGUCAUCAGCGUGUUCAUGGAG